Molecule: messenger RNA, 2934 nt
Organism: Apodemus sylvaticus (European woodmouse)
Lineage: Eukaryota; Metazoa; Chordata; Mammalia; Rodentia; Muridae
Gene: Ppt2
Product: palmitoyl-protein thioesterase 2
Exons: 9
Coding region: 1352-2260 (302 amino acids)
Cellular component (GO): lysosome
Molecular function (GO): thiolester hydrolase activity; palmitoyl hydrolase activity
Source: RefSeq, a predicted model, not a curated record
CUCCGCUCCUGGACCACCUCUUUCCUCCUCUCACCCUGGCAUUCAAGCCCCCAGUUUAGGCUCCCUUGGAGUUGUCAUGGAAACCGCGAGGCAAGACCAGGCAAAGCGGGUGGGACUAAGCGAAGGAGGGAGGGAGAGAGAAACCUCUAGAGUCUCUCCGCAAAGACUCGCUGUAGUGAUUAUAUUGUGGGAAGAAGCCAGCUCAAUGGAUUUACCACACUUAUAUCCAGACCCUGCUCACCUAAGGGGUUGUUUCCUCAGUUUCCCUCAGAAUGUCCUGCAAGAUAGUUCUAGGUUUCUCCAGUUAGAGACAGAACCGGGUGUGAGAGAAAACUGUACAAAGAUGGGAACCAAAAGGGUCAGAAAGACCCCCAGACAUUCAGCCUGGGCCUGCACUGCUGGCGAAAGAGGUAAGAAUCUGAAGGUGGCUGAAAGAGAGAAGGCACCUGUGGGGGUACACAGGGGCCUCUUUUCUCCAGGGUUAUAAGGAGCCGAAAUGCUUUGUCAGAUGGAAGCAAGCUGUAAUUGCGUGUUUGUGACAGGCCGGUUUGGAACACGUGCUUGUUGGGGGCUGAAGAGUUCUUGGUCCAGUCAGCAUUCAUAACCAUUCCUUAAAGCACCCCAUCUUCCCCCUCCUCCUGCCCCAAGAUGCAGAUCCACCCCCGGAGUCAACCCGAGACACAGCGGUGACUUCAAGUCUUUUUAUUUGCUUUUUGUGCCUUGCAAGCGCGUGGGUGGGGAGGUGGGGUGAGGAUAGGCCGUCUACAAAGAUUUCACCAGUUGAGCCUUUUUUUGCAGAAACCUAGCAGGAGAAUCAGAAAUACCCUACCCCUUUAGGGUUUUCCAACCCUCUCCUGAGACAGCUGCUCUAGGACAGAGCCCCUCCGGUGUGUCCCGGAGAGCAGUCUCCAAGCCCUGGCUUGAGCUCUUUCCAGGUCUGAGAAAUUUUAACAUCACAGCCUCAUACCGGCGGUUCUGGUUUUUCAAGCGUGUAUGGAUCAGAGGGAACCUUGGACCCAUCCCUCCCACACCAUCUUCAACACACGCUUUAUUAACUUUAGACGGAGCAAAGACCCUGAGUACAGGCCUCGAGUCUCCGGCAAGCUCAGAAAUCCUGCAAACUUAAUUUAAUUGCUAAGUAAAAGCACUGACGGAUAAAGGCUAUCCCGGGGCACUCCGGCGCGCGCAGGGGUCACAGGUAGGCCGGGUGGUGCCAGCGCCCGCCCGCAGCGCGGAGGAAGUCAGGCUGCCCUGGUAGGGUCUGUGUCGCCAGCAGCCCGCAGGGAUCUGAGGAGCAGACUGUUGGGGUCACUCAGGAUUGAAAGACUGGUGGAAAUCCUGUGGCGGGAGCAUGCCGGGGCUAUGGAGGCAGAGGCUUCCUUCGGCGUGGGCCUUGCUUCUCUUGCCCUUCCUGCCGCUGCUGAUGCCCGCGGCCCCCGCAGCCCACCGCGGGUCCUACAAGCCAGUGAUCGUGGUGCACGGGCUCUUUGACAGUUCAUACAGCUUCCGCCACCUGCUGGACUAUAUCAAUGAGACACACCCCGGGACUGUGGUGACAGUGCUUGAUCUCUUCGAUGGCAGAGAGAGCUUGCGGCCCCUGUGGGAACAGGUACAAGGGUUCCGAGAGGCUGUGGCCCCCAUCAUGGAAAAGGCCCCCGAAGGGGUGCACCUUCUCUGCUACUCCCAGGGAGGCCUGGUGUGCCGGGCUUUGCUGUCUGUCAUGGACGACCACAACGUGGAUUCUUUCAUCUCCCUCUCCUCUCCACAGAUGGGACAGUAUGGAGACACGGACUAUUUGAAGUGGCUGUUCCCUACCUCCAUGCGGUCUAACCUCUACCGGAUCUGCUAUAGUCCUUGGGGCCAGGAAUUUUCCAUUUGCAACUACUGGCAUGAUCCUCACCACGAUGACUUGUACCUCAAUGCCAGCAGUUUUCUGGCCCUCAUCAAUGGGGAGAGAGACCAUCCCAAUGCCACUGCAUGGCGGAAGAACUUCCUUCGUGUGGGCCGUCUGGUGCUGAUUGGGGGUCCUGAUGACGGGGUUAUCACUCCGUGGCAGUCGAGCUUCUUUGGUUUCUAUGAUGCCAACGAGACCGUCUUGGAGAUGGAGGAGCAGCCGGUGUAUCUUCGAGAUUCUUUUGGCUUGAAGACUCUCUUGGCCCGGGGGGCCAUAGUGAGAUGUCCCAUGGCUGGGAUCUCCCACACCACCUGGCACUCCAACCGCACGCUCUACGACACUUGCAUCGAACCGUGGCUCUCCUGAAAAUGUCCUCGGGGUCUCCAGGAAUUCCCCAGCCCAGAGAUCAAGUGGUGGCCUUGGGAAGCAGAUGCCAGGCUCUGGCAUGCCUGUGACCCCGUCGUUGCUCCCACACUGCCCCACCCCCACCAGGGCUCCGGGACCCUCCCCUCUGCCCCUCUUUGAAUGACAAGUCCUGGUCCCCUACCUCAUGUCCUCACUUGGGGACGUCUCCACGCUCUCCCUUUCUGCCACGGCUGAGGUUGGGAAGCACGCACCGGGUUUUUAACUGUGGCUUCAUUGCUGCUGCUGUUGCUUCUCCGGGUCUGGCUGUACCGGAGGGGAACCCAGCCCCUGCCCACCUCAGGGGCUUCCAGGCCACUCAGGACAUUUUUAGCUUCUGUUACCCCUGUGUCCCUCUUCUCAACUUCCCCUGUGGCCAGCCUCCCCACCAAGAGGGGCACCCGUAAGAGGGGGUUCUGAGGCUCCCCUAUGGGGACAGUUCCACUUUUGAAGUAUCAGUGUUGGGGAAUAUCUGUGGCCUGCAAGGCCCAUCUCAGGUUUGGGGAUCCCCCCAGUCCCUAUGAUCAGUGUUGGGGUAUCCCCUGGGAACCUAGGUUCUUUGAGGUCCCAGCCCCUCUUUUAACUGCCCUCUAGUGGGUGGUCCCUGUAUUUAUAGAAAUAAAAGUUCCAUUUCCGCA